This is a messenger RNA of Abrus precatorius (Indian licorice), 2168 nucleotides long. RefSeq names its product peptidyl-prolyl cis-trans isomerase CYP59. Gene Ontology annotation, cellular component: nucleus. Gene Ontology annotation, molecular function: RNA binding; peptidyl-prolyl cis-trans isomerase activity; zinc ion binding. Bases 177 to 1949 code for a protein of 590 amino acids. The record is from RefSeq and is a predicted model, not a curated record. The transcript has 14 exons. Lineage: Eukaryota; Viridiplantae; Streptophyta; Magnoliopsida; Fabales; Fabaceae. Gene Ontology annotation, biological process: protein peptidyl-prolyl isomerization.
AUAGUCGGAAAUUUGAAUGUACAUAAACCUCGCUCUUCUGCUGGCUGUCUCUCAUCUCCCAACAAGAGCAUAAACUGCCUCUUCAGACAACAGAGGAGAGAAAGGGUUCUGGUUUCAGCUGGUUGAUUCGGAGCCCGAACUCGUGAGUGCGUUGUUCUUCAGUUGUUCGCAACAAGAUGUCGGUGUUGAUCGUAACGAGCUUAGGGGACCUUGUCAUUGAUUUGCACACCGACAAAUGCCCUUUGACCUGCAAAAAUUUCUUGAAGCUUUGCAAGAUUAAGUACUAUAACGGAUGUCUAUUUCACACUGUUCAAAAGGAUUUUACUGCCCAGACUGGUGAUCCAACUGGAACUGGAACUGGUGGUGAUUCUGUUUACAAGUUUCUUUAUGGUGAUCAAGCUCGGUUUUUCAGUGAUGAAAUUCAUAUUGAUCUGAAGCAUUCUAUGACUGGAACAGUUGCCAUGGCAAGUGCUGGAGAGAAUCUGAAUGCUUCACAGUUUUAUAUCUCUCUGCGUGAUGACCUUGAUUACCUUGAUGGGAAGCACACUGUUUUUGGUGAGGUGGCUGAAGGAUUUGAGACAUUAACUAGAAUAAAUGAGGCUUAUGUGGAUGAGAAGGGCAGACCAUAUAAAAAUAUCCGAAUCAAGCACACAUAUGUCCUAGAGGAUCCUUAUGAUGAUCCUCCUCAGCUAGCUGAGUUCAUUCCUGAAGCUUCUCCUGAAGGAAAACCUAAAAAUGAGGUUGAUGAUGAAGUGCGACUUGAAGAUGAUUGGGUGCCCAUGGAUGAACAAUUAAACCCAGCAGAACUUCAGGAGGUUAUUAGAGCAAAGGAAGCACAUUCUAGGGCAGUUGUACUUGAGAGUAUUGGGGAUAUUCCUGAUGCUGAGAUUAAGCCUCCAGACAAUGUAUUAUUUGUGUGUAAAUUAAACCCAGUUACUGAGGACGAUGACUUGCAUACAAUAUUUUCACGCUUUGGAACUGUAUCAUCGGCUGAAAUCAUCCGUGAUCAUAAGACUGGUGACAGUUUAUGCUAUGCUUUCAUAGAGUUUGAGGACCAACAAGCAUGUGAGCAGGCUUAUUUUAAGAUGGAUAACGCUUUGAUUGAUGACCGAAGGAUACAUGUGGAUUUUAGUCAAAGUGUGGCAAAACUUUGGUCACAAUACAGGCGGAAAGAUCAAAAGGAUAAAGGUGGUGGUUGCUUCAAGUGUGGUUCUACAGAUCAUAUUGCCAAGGAUUGCACUGCAGAUGCUCCAAUGAGACAGCAACCUGCAAAAUACAUCUUGAAGGAUGAUAACUCCCAACGUGGUGAAGAUAAUGCGAGAUAUGAAAUGGUUUAUGAUGGAGAUAACUCAGAAAGUCCAAGGCGAGAUGUAAUCAACAGAAGGCAUGACAAGGAUGACCUGGUUGAGAGAAAAGGUAAGAAGGAAAAUUUUGAGCAUAGGAGUCAUAGAGAUCGGGAGACGGGAGGCUCAAACAACAGAGAUAGGUAUGGUGAUAGAGGCAAAGGGCAUGGGGGAAAUGUAGAUGACAAAGCACGAUCUGGAAGAGGUGCAAGAGAUUUGGAUUCCCAUUCUGACAAGAAAGACAGGGAUAGCCAUAUGGGAAGACAUAGAGAUGAUGAUUACAAGUGGAAAGAUGAGCGUGACUCAAGAAGCGACCGUGAUAGCUACAUAGAAAGGCUAGCUAGUCGUGAUGAUAGGACAAGAACAGAUUCUAGCCGUAUGGAGAGAAGGAAUGACAGAGAUUACAGGAAGAGACCUGAAGAUAGUGGACGAAGGAAAAGAAGCCCUGAUGAUGGGGAUUACAAAUAUAGAAGGGAUGAUGACGAUUACAAACGUAGAAGGGAGGAUGAGGAUUACAGACAUAGAAAGAAAGAGCGUGGACAUAGAAGACGAGAUGUUGAAUCUGAUGAUUAUCCUCAUAGGAGGCAUCAUGGUGAGAGGAGAUGAUUAUUGUGUCACUAUAUCGUAAUGGUAAGCACAGAACAUUUUGUCAAUGCAAGUAUAGGCCAUUAAAGGACGGCUCUUCUUUGAAUGGCUUUCAUGGAUGCCCUUUUUACUUUUUUUUCUUUUUUUUUUUUCUGGUGGAGCAAGAUUAUGAUAUGUUUUGGUUUUUGAAAUAUUCUAUGUUGAUUAUUAGGCAAUGAAGUCAAUGAUUUUAAAUUUUUC